Theobroma umbraticum is the source of this 4608-nucleotide messenger RNA. Its product is annotated as putative pentatricopeptide repeat-containing protein At3g01580. NCBI's taxonomy places the organism in Eukaryota, Viridiplantae, Streptophyta, Magnoliopsida, Malvales, Malvaceae. The record is from RefSeq and is a predicted model, not a curated record. Gene Ontology annotation, biological process: RNA modification. Gene Ontology annotation, molecular function: protein binding; RNA binding.
AAUGCUGAUACCUUUCCCCUUAAGCCUCCAUUUUGCUCCCAAGAAUACCCAUAUCAAGGAUGACCCAGAAAAAUAUUGGAAUUCAUUAAUCAAAAACCAAACCAACUUAAAAAAUGACCAUGCAAUUCUCUCUACAUAUUCCCACAUGGAAUCUCUGGGUUUAACACCCAAUAGGGCCGCUUUGCCUUUGGUUUUAAAGGCAUGUGUGAAGCUAAACGCCGUUGAAACUGGCAAGAGAAUACACUUGAGUAUUCGAAAUACCAACUUGAUUGAAGAUGUUCGAGUUGGGACUGCCAUUAUUGAUUUUUACUGUAAGUGUGGAUUUAUUGAAGAGGCGCGUAAGGUGUUUGAUGAAAUGGUUGAGAGGGAUUUGGUUUCGUGGAAUGCGAUGAUAUCAGGGUAUGCCGGGUGUGGGGAAUUUGAGGAAGUGGUUUUUUUGGUGAUGAGGAUGCAAAGAGAGGGUUUUAGGCCGAAUUCGCGGACUUUGGUAGCCAUGCUUUUAGCAUGUCAGGAGGUUGCAGAAGUGAGGUUAGGAAAGGAGAUCCAAGGUUAUUGUUUGAGGAAUGGAUUGUUUGAUUUGGAUUCUCAUGUUGGUACUGCUUUGAUUGGGUUUUAUUUGAGUUUUAAUGCCAGGGCUUCGCAGACUGUGUUUGAUUUGAUGGCUGUUAGGAAUACUGUUUGCUGGAAUGCUAUGAUUAAGGGGUGUUUUCAUAUUGGAGAAUCCUUGAAAGCUUUGAAACUUUUUGAGAAAAUGCUCAUAGAUGGAGUUGAAUUUGAUUCUGUUACAAUGUUGGCUCUUAUUCAGGCCUGUGCGGAAUUUGGAUCUCUUGAAUUAGGUAGUCAAAUUCACCAAAUGGCCAUUAAGUGUAGUUAUAGCAAUGACUUGUUCAUAAUUAAUGCAUUACUAAAUAUGUAUGCAGAUAUUGGAAGUUUGAAAUCAGCUUGUAAAUUAUUUUAUGUCACCCCCAGACGUGAUGUUGCGCUUUGGAAUUCUAUGAUAUCUGCAUUUUUUGAAAACAGCUGUAAUGAGGAAGCCACUAGUUUGUUUGUUCAAAUGCGAACCGAAGGCAACAAAGAAGAUGAAAGAACUAUUGUUAUUAUGUUUUCUUUAUGUGCUGAAUCAGCUGAUGGUUUGAGAAAGGGUAAAAGUUUACAUGCUUAUGCAAGCAAGAGUGGUAUGAGGAUGGAUGUUAAUCUAGGGAAUGCGAUGUUAAAUAUGUAUGCUCAACAGAAUUGUAUAGAUUCUGUCCAAAAGGUUUUUAGUGAGAUGAGUAAUGUAGAUGUAAUCUCAUUUAACACAGUGAUUUUAACUCUGGCCCGUAACAAAUUGGGAAGUGAGGCAGGGGAAGUCUUUGGUUUAAUGCGGGAAUUUGAUGUUGAACCUAACUCUUACACAAUAAUUUCAAUCCUUGCUGCUUGCAAAGAUGAAACUUGCCUUAAUGUUGGGAGAUCACUUCAUGGUUUUGUGAUAAAGCAGGGGAUAGAAGUAAAUGCAUCCUUGAACACUGCACUAACUGAUAUGUAUAUUAACUGCGGUGAUGAAACAACGGCUAGGAAUCUUUUUGAGAGCUGUCCGGGAAGAGAUUUGAUCUCAUGGAAUGCUUUGAUUGCCACCUAUGUUAAAAAAAACCUUGCUCAUGAUGCUUUUCUAGUUUUUAGCCGCAUGAUUUCUGAAGUGGAGCCCAAUUCAGUUACAAUAAUAAAUAUUCUCUCAUCAUGCACCCAUCUUGCUCAUCUGCCUCAAGGUCAAUGUUUGCAUGCUUAUAUGUUACGGCGGGAAUCGUCUUUAGGUCACAAUUUGUCUCUUGGAAAUGCUUUUAUAACAAUGUAUGCAAGAUGUGGUAGCAUGCAAAGUGCUGAAAGAAUCUUCAAAACCUUACCAAGGAGAAAUAUUAUCUCAUGGAAUGCCAUCAUAGCUGGUUAUGGAAUGCAUGGUCGGGGUUCUGAUGCUAUUCUUGCCUUCUCACAAAUGCUAGAGGAUGGUUACUAUCCAAAUGAAGUAACUUUCAUAUCUAUUCUAUCAGCUUGCAGCCAUUCUGGUAUGAUAGAGGAAGGACUGCGGCUCUUUGAUUCCAUGGUUCAGGAUUUUCACAUCACCCCUCAGCUUGCUCACUAUGGAUGUGUAGUCGACUUGCUUGGUCGUGCAGGCUGCUUAGACGAAGCUAGAGGGUUCAUUGAAUCGAUGCCCAUCAAACCAGAUGCUUCGGUCUGGAGAACUCUGCUUAGUGCUUAUAGGGAUCAUUGUUACGCUAAAGAAGCUAAGGCCAUUUUUGAAAAAAUUGUUGAAUUGGACCCAAUGAACCCAGGGAAUUAUGUCUUGCUUUGUAAUACAUAUGCUGCAGCAGGUCUCUGGUCAGACGUCAGACAAAUUCGAACAUGUCUCAGAGCGAAGGGCCUAAGAAAGCCUCCUGGAAUGAGUUGGAUCAUUGUUAGAAGCCAGAUUCACUCUUUUGCUGCUGGAGAUAGAUCACACCCAAUGGCUGACAAAAUCAAUGCAAAUUUGAAUUCCUUGUUGCACUCAAUGAAAGAUAUAGGAUAUGUUCCUGAUCUUCAUUGGAUAUUGCACGUUGAUGAGGAGUACAUUUAAAGAGAAGCGAAUUGUGGCCUUGAAAGUGACUUUCUGAUGGGUGCACGCAAUCAUCAUCUGAUGGAUGAAGCAUGGUGUUGAAUCAUGAACUAAAUCCUUACGGUUGCAGAAAGUUUUAAGGGAUGAUGACCCCAUUCCCUGCCUAGGUGUGGAUAUUAUUGAAGCUUGACUAACACUGAGAUAAAAAGUUUUGAUCUGUAACUUUUAUGCUUCCAUCAAAUGAAUGAAAAUUCUUGCAAGAUUAUGAAGUCUAUGGAUUCUUGGAAAGAGCAUUUCACAUUUAACCAUAAACAUUGGCCGAAAGGGGUCAUAUAUACGGCAGCUCAGCAUGGUUAUUUCUAAUGUCAUACAUGCUUCUAUCAAAAGAAGGAAAAAUUACAAGAUUAUGGAGCCUAAAAUUUUGGGAAGAUUGUUACACAUUAACCAUGGGCAUUUGCAGAUAGAGGCCAUGCAUAAUCCAGGAGGGUACAACGAUUUGGCAAUGCUAAGCACAUCAAACUUCCUUUAUUAUAAGAUUAUGUUCACCUUCUGGAAGUAACCACUGACCAAUGCAAGACCUCAAGCCUUGUGUUAGUCUUAUGUUCUGUAUAUUCUUUAUUACUUCACUAGUUAACUAAGAACAUCAUGAAUAAAUCCUGGGUGAACUUGCUUAUUCAUUAUACACAUUAAUGGAAGUAUAUGUUUUAUUCAAAUGUCUUGACUUGUUCCUUUUUCUAUCCAGCUGCACUUUCUUUAUCCAGAUUAUUGCUCUGCAGGUUCUUUUAAAAUGGAAAUAUUUCUUGAUGCUGACCAAUUUUCCGAAUCCAUUCUGCUUUUCUGUAGCUUUUAUGUGUACUUCUCUGGAAUGCCCUUGCAUCCAAAUCAAAGCCAAGAGGAUUAGAUUGUGAAAAUAUAUAAUCAGCAUCAGAGUCAGAAAAUUCACUAAUCCAAAUAGUUUGAUCAAGUCCCAUCAAAUUUAAAGGGCUUGUUUCUAGGCCAAAAUUUAGUCUUUAUUUUUUGUCUUAAGUAUUUAAUAUGAAUCAUAAAAGUUAUGAGUAUGGUCCUACCACGCCGUCCUAUCCCCACCGGCCAGCCCCCAAAAUUGAUAUAAUUGGGAAAAGAUCUGCCUAUGGGAAGCACUUCACUGCUUCCUCAACUAAACUUCAAAACAAUCUUUCAGCAUGCAAUAAUGGAAGAGGGAAUGCCUUCAACAUUCACAUUAAGCGAUGCUGCUAGAUCCAAAAAUUAGUUAAGAACAAUCAAGAGCCAAAGAAUAGCAGGUGUAACAGUAUUGUCCUAAAACUCAUUGAAAUAUGUGUGGUGUGUAUCGAAACUUUAUAAUGUAUUGUCCGAUAUUUAUAACUAUGAUUGUAAGCAUAUUAUUUUGAAAUGUCAACUAAAAUUGAUCAUGUUACUAAAAAGAAUAUAUUCGACAAUUAAAAUUCCAAAUUCUAACAUGAACCCAACUUAAUGAUAUUUAAAAAAUUGAAAAAAAUCUCUUUUUUUUUGUAAUUCAAAAAAAAAAACCUAGAAAAGACAGUAAUGAAAAUUCAGUUAUCAAAAAGCAAGGUCCCAAUAGAAUAUUAUGAUUCACUUCUAAGCCCCAGUCUCACCCUUUUCUAGCAGAAAGGUCCCAAUUGAAUAUUAUGAUUCACUUCUAAGCCCCAGUCUAACCCUUUUCUUGCAGUUCUUGUUAAAACCUGAUCCUUUCACUCAAUCAAGGACAAAGCCUAAAAAAUGAACAAUGUUAGGCAAACCAUUAAGAUCAAUCCUUUCAUUAUUGAGCAAGUUGGCCUAGAAUGAUGUCAAUGGGUAGACACUAGACGUCUUAUCUGAACCCUACAUGGUACCUUAAAGCCCCAUUGUCUGAAAAGUAGGGUUCCUAUCUCAUAUCUCUUUUCUUUAAUGAAUAUUUUACAUCACAUCUUUCUGCCUAAGAAUACUAAAUUCCUCAUCCCCACAAACAAUCUCUCGUUAAAGAUUGAAGUCAUUCUAAACAAAUUUACUUUCCACCUUCCCAUCAAUGAUCCCCAACCAAAAGA